Messenger RNA from Aspergillus bombycis, 720 nucleotides. Its product is annotated as haloacid dehalogenase. The record is from RefSeq and is a predicted model, not a curated record. The coding region runs from base 1 to 720 and encodes 239 amino acids. NCBI's taxonomy places the organism in Eukaryota, Fungi, Ascomycota, Eurotiomycetes, Eurotiales, Aspergillaceae. Gene Ontology annotation, molecular function: hydrolase activity, acting on halide bonds, in C-halide compounds. The transcript has a single exon.
AUGUCCUCGGAACAAACAAAAGUCAAAGCCGUCUUCUUCGAUUUCAUGGGGACAUGUCUCGACUGGCACACCUCCAUUGUCCAGUCGUUUCCCUCAUCAAUCCCCCGAGAUGACGCUUCGAAGUUGGCUCUGGAAUGGCGCAGGCAGUACUUUAUCGAAAACCAGCAGCGAUUUCGACAGAAUCUGGAGCCGGAAGAUAUUGACAUCACGCUCGCUCGUGUGCUGGACGCUGUACUGACCGAAUCGUACUCGAACUAUACAUCCUACGUUGACAGUGACACCAAAGGACAACUUAUCAAAGCAUGGCACUCUCAACCGGCCUGGCCAGAAGUGCCGAUCGCCAUACGCAGUAUCCGGGAAGAUCUCGGCCUGGAAGUCUUCGUGCAUGCCAACGGGACAACGCGCCUCCAGCUUGACCUCGUUCGUUCUUCAGGGUUGAGUUUUAAUAUGCUGUUUUCUAGCCAGUUGUUGGGACUGUACAAGCCGAAUCUGGAGGCGUACCAGAAAGCGUUACAGCUUGUGAAACUUCAGCCGGAAGAAGUGGUCAUGGUGGCAGCGCAUGCGUAUGAUUUACGAGCCGCGAAGCAGAUCGGAAUGAAGACGGUUUAUAUUCAUCGAUGGACGGAUGAUAUCGAUGAGAAGAUGGAUGAGGUUGAGAAGGAGUUUGAUGUGUUCUUGGAGGGAAUGGAGGGACUUCCUGCGACGAUUGCUGGGUUGUAA